UCCACAAAGAUGUGCUUAUCUUUUCAAAUCCUAUUCAGCAGAAAGAAUAGGAUAAACUAUUUCUCAACCAUUUCCUUCCUGAUUCAGCUGUUUUCUGCAUAAAAUCUGUAAAGUCAAGUAAACUGUGUAAACUGUGACCAUGGAAUCGGAUCAAAGCAUUUUUCAUGAUCUGCAGAAUUCAGGCAACAGAUGGUCUAAUUAUUUCAGGCAAAACCCAGAACGGCUUUCCUAUGGACUGCUGGCAUUGUUGUAUAUACUGAUCCUGGCUUUAUUCAUUACCGUAUUCUCCAAUUCCUCUUCAUCUGGAAAUCUUCAGCUUGUUAGCAAGAAGGAAAUUAAUGACUUCAACAGUAAAGUCAGCAAACUCUCUUCAGAAAUGGACCGGCUACAAUCAACUUUCAUAAAGAAGAAGUGUCAAGACGACUGGAUACAAUUUGAGAACAGCUGCUAUUACAUAAGCAAGACCAGAUUUGAUUGGACAGCAGCCAGGACCAUGUGCCAAAACAAAGAAAGUGACUUGCUUGUAAUUAACAACGCAAAAGAACAGCUUUUUAUUUCCGGCAAAACAAAUCCAUCCUCCUACAAGCGGUUCUGGCUUGGUAUGCACGAUACUGAUGAGGAAGGAUUGUGGAAAUGGGUGGAUGAAACAAACUAUGAAACAUCUUACAAGGGAAAAAACACAGCCAUGAUAUUGGCUGCAUGUCCGCUGGCUCCUAUGAAGGUCUUUGCAAUUUGCUACAUCGACAUUCAGAAAGGAGAAGCAUUAACCCAUCCACCAUUGAUACUUGAAUUCAGGCUGGGCACAGUGGUCAAAAAGUACUUGGGUGAUUUAUUUCUAAUCUUAAGAACUGUACAAUCAUUCUGACAUUCUGUGAUGGGCAUCUCAUGACCUGAAAUACAUCUCCCAAAUUUGUAAAAAUAGUACAGUGCUGUGAAAAAGUAUUUUCCCCUUGCUGAUUAAUUUUUUUGUGCAUAUUUGUCACAUUGGAUGGUUUUCAAGCAUUAACGGCCUUUAUACGGUCAUGCCACAAGAUCUCAGA
This is a messenger RNA of Rana temporaria (common frog), 1040 nucleotides long. RefSeq names its product hepatic lectin-like. The transcript has 7 exons. Lineage: Eukaryota; Metazoa; Chordata; Amphibia; Anura; Ranidae. The record is from RefSeq and is a predicted model, not a curated record. Bases 140 to 865 code for a protein of 241 amino acids.